Messenger RNA from Oxyura jamaicensis (ruddy duck), 2256 nucleotides. It is a transcript of the gene PFN2, whose product is annotated as profilin 2. The annotation marks the transcript as partial. Gene Ontology annotation, cellular component: cytoplasm. Gene Ontology annotation, biological process: actin cytoskeleton organization; positive regulation of actin filament bundle assembly; regulation of actin filament polymerization. The record is from RefSeq and is a predicted model, not a curated record. NCBI's taxonomy places the organism in Eukaryota, Metazoa, Chordata, Aves, Anseriformes, Anatidae. The transcript is spliced from 2 exons. Gene Ontology annotation, molecular function: actin binding.
CAGCCAGUAGAAAUAGAUAUGAUUGUAGGAAAAGACCGAGAGGGUUUCUUCACCAACGGUCUGACCCUUGGUGCAAAGAAGUGCUCUGUGAUCAGAGAUAGCCUGUAUGUUGAUGGUGACUGCACAAUGGACAUCAGGACAAAGAGUCAAGGUGGUGAGCCAACAUACAACGUUGCUGUAGGCAGAGCUGGCCGAGUCUUGGUCUUUGUAAUGGGCAAAGAAGGGGUCCAUGGAGGCGGAUUGAAUAAGAAGGCAUACUCAAUGGCAAAAUACUUGAGAGACUCUGGGUUCUAGUUGCUAGGCAGACUGUUAAGUACUAGGGGAAGAUUGCUAUUAAACUUUCCUGGCGGUGAGCUUUAAACCUUACAUUCUGGAAACUUUAUUAGCAAUGCAGGGUGAUGGGGUAUGAACCUGUGUCUCCUUUGUAUCCCUUUGUUGGUGGGGAAAGGUGUUAUUUUUUUUCUUUAAUUCUGUUCAUUUCUGUUUUGUUUCCUUGUGUACUCCAGCAUUGGUUAUAGUCAUGGGAAAGGAAGGUGUCCAUGGAGGGACACUCAACAAGAAAGCAUAUGAACUGGCUUUAUACCUGAGGAGGUCUGACGUCUAAGCAGCCUCUCCCCAUCCAGCUAGCAACUGUCUUCAUCACCACCCAGUUGUGUUCAGUGCUACCAGACUGUAGAUGGUAGUUUGUGUUUUUUAUUUACCCAUUUUCUAAUGUCAUAAUUCCAGUUACCCUUUGUUCAUUUGUAUGUUAACCACUGUGUGUAACCAAGUCCCAUAUCUGGCACCAUUACUGCACCACAAAGAUGAUAUGCAUGAUACCUUGAAAAACUAUUGGGAGGGGAAUAUGCCAAGUGUAGGCUUUGCUUUGUCUUAGCAAUUAGUGUGUAUUGACAACUAAAACAACUUAAAUACUAAACAAGGUGCCGAUUGUACAAUCUAAUUUGAUCGAUGCCUCUUCAGCACUUUGAGCAAUUACACAGCUCACUAGUCUUCCUUUCAUAGAGCAUGGUUGGGAGGAAAAAGUGCAUGCAUAUCUUUAUUUCUGUCCGUCUCCCCUCUUGUGUUUUUGUUGUUUUUUUUGUUUGUUUGUUUUUUUAAAUCCACGUUUGCUUACACCUAUUUUAAUAGUGCCUGGUUUGUUUAACCAAUUUGCCACUCAAAAGCUAUUAAUGUUAAAUUAGUUUUGUUGUUGCACUUCACCGUAGGUUUUAAGUCUCUCACUUUUUCUUCAUGAUGUCUGAAGCUUGUACUGCUUAAUAAGUGCAAUCGCAAAACUAUCAAAGGGUACAGAUGCACUUCCUCCCAUGACCUUACAGCCACCAUCCUGAAUGAAUCCCCAGGGACAUUCCAUCUUUGCAAUAGCUCAGGCACUUUUUUUUUUUUUUGCCAGCUCCUGUUCUGUAGUUGAAUUGUAAAAGGCUGCCAUUAUGGACAUUAGAUAUCCCAACAUAACCAUCUGGAGUGUGUCUGGUUUCAGUUUUUCAUAGGACCAAUUUUAAUUUGCAGCUUGGGUUUUUUUUUUUUUAAUUAAACUGCAAUGUCAUUGUGGAAAACUGCCACCUUCAGCUAUUCUGGGAGUGCUGACUGACUCCAGUCUUUCUGCCAGAUUACUUACUGGUUAAAGAGUUCUGCUGCUCUGAAGCCAUUAUUCAGAUGAAGGUUGGUAGUUUGAAAGCUAACCUGUCAAAAUGAUGCCAUUUCAAAUUCAAAAUCUUUAUUUGGCCUGUCACACCCUUGCUGCAGAAAUCAUGGAGUGAACUGCCUUGUGCACUAGUCAUUUGAAAUGUCUGUAACCAAACUCUCAGUUCAGGCACGGUACUAACUUGUAUGUCCAUUUAAAGAGAACUGCAGAACUCUGUAUACAAAAGAUUAAAUGGGAGAUGGUAUUGGUUGGAAUAACUGACAUGGCUGUCUUGUGAUGAAUUUUUUAAUAUGUAUUCUGUGCCAUACUAUUGUUUAAAAAAAAAAUGAACUGUUGCUAUUGUGAGAUGGAUUUUAACUGACUACAAGGGUUUCUUUUGAAUGGCACUACUUUAGGGACAUUCUAGUAUUUGCUUCUAUUGUUGGGCCUUGUGGAUAAUGUACAGAUUUAAACAAAUUCCUGUUGCUGAUUUGUCCAUUUCUUUCCCUGCACUUUGUUACAUCUGGGAUACAGUCUAACUCAUCUGAUUUAAUAUGCAUUUCAAAAAAUGCCAUAACUAUUAAAAACACCUUGUUUACAGACAGAUGAAAUAAAUUUAUUCCAACCAAACAAAA